GCCAGUAUGAAUUGGACUCAAAAUGUGUUUUGGAAUUUUAAUUAUUCUUGUAAAUAUGGCCAAGAGAACGAUACUUCCAAAGGACCACAAUUUGACCUAGUCACUCUAACAAACAAUACUUUGUUCUGUCAAAAGGACCCGCAAAAUAGAUCUGCAGACUUAGGAUGUAGAAAUAUAACAGGAAUAGGAUAUAGUUGGAAUUAUUCAGCAACUACCACAUACAGUGGGACUGUUUGGAGCCAAGGCUCAAAAAGAAAUUGUGGUUCUGGUCCUGGUUUGGAAAUAUAUCAACAUGGUCUGAAAAUGACCAAGGCAUCUUGUAGAUUGCCCCAUGGAUGGUGGUGGUUAUGUGGAGAUGGAUAUGCGCGAAAGAUACUACCUAAAGAAUGGUAUGGCGUGUGUACAGCAGGACAUCUAAACACCCAGGAUACUCUACAUAACCACUCCCAGAUACCCCGAGGAUUUGUGAGGAGCUUAUUACUAAAAGUACAAAAACGAACCUCAAAUCCUUUGAUAGAACAACCCUCAGGAUUUCAUAGUUUUGUAUGGUGGUUAUUCCCCAUGCUAGGGGUCAGUGAGUUGGAAAAAACAAUUGUAAACAUCUCUGCUACCUUAGAUGAAAUAUUUAACACCUCUACGAAUGCUAUUGCUAAUAUGCAAGUCGAAAUCGCUUCCCUAUCACUAGUAGUGGUACAGAAUAGAAUGGCCCUAGACAUAUUAACUGCAGAAGCGGGAGGAGUGUGCACGGUAAUUAAUCAGAGCUGUUGCAGCUAUGUUAAUCGAGAAGGGCAGAUUGAAAAGGACUUGCACAAAAUAUGGGAAAAGACUAGGAUUUUCCAUGAAAUUAUUAAGGACAAUAUGGAAUGGGGCUUUACAGAUUUAUGGGAUAAAUUGACUUCUUGGCUUCCUAAUUUUGGAUGGUUAAAACAACUAUUUAUCGGAUUAAUUACUCUGGCAAUUUUAGGAAUAUUUGUGUGUGUGCUUUUCAAAUGUUUUCUUUGGUGUUGCCAGAAUUGAGCUGAAACAUAUAGUGACUAGAAAAGAAAUAAGAUUAGACAUCAGGUGGAAACAGGAAAAUAUUUUGCUCAGACUCUUGAAAAGGAUGGAAUGUUAUAGAAUAUUGCAAAAGAAUUUGCAAUGACAAAGAAAAAGGGGGGAUUGAAGCAAAAGCUUGAUGGAAAUUUAC
This is a messenger RNA of Aquila chrysaetos chrysaetos, 1186 nucleotides long. Its product is annotated as endogenous retrovirus group V member 2 Env polyprotein-like. The record is from RefSeq and is a predicted model, not a curated record. NCBI's taxonomy places the organism in Eukaryota, Metazoa, Chordata, Aves, Accipitriformes, Accipitridae. The transcript has a single exon. Bases 7 to 1017 code for a protein of 336 amino acids.